AUGAAUUCUGAAGACUUAAAAACUGCUUUAACUUAAAAGCCAUUCUUUGUUAUGUUUGUUGAUGCUUAACCCAAUAACAACGUCAGUUUACUUUUGUUUGCUUAAGAUCAGGCUUAUUUUGAAGUAGAGACUUAAAACUUGAAUCUGAGAAGAAAUUAUCUGUAUCUCUUUGACAAUCUCAAAAAUGAGGUGAUGAAAUUAGACUCUACGAUAGGAAUCUCUCUUUUGGAGAGAAAUGAACAAGAAAAACUAAAUUCAAAACUUGAUAGAAUUCAUCCAUUUAUACCAAAUGCAAAGAUAGGCGAAGAGGAUAAAGCCACUAUGUAAUUGUAAAUGUUUAAAAGCAAGGAUUCAGGAAAUUCAGCCUAGAAAAAAGAGAGUAGCAGAGUUUAGGUCCAUUUUUAAGAGAAUGAUGAUCCUAAUUUGAUAAUUGCCUAGAAUAAGCAAGUUAACAAAGAAAAGAAAUAACUCUAAUUAGAUUAAUCUAAGUUGAAUAAGAGUAAAAAUGAUGACUUGAUCUUGAUUGAUCAACCAUCAAGCAAAAGCGAAUCAAUAUAGGAGGAAAGUAGUUCAAGAUAAUCUAAUGAUAAUGAAUAGUAUGUUCAAAAAUUAGACAGAGACCAUAGAUAUUCUAUUAAUGCUAAAUAAAAAGAAUGUUCACUAUAGUAAAUGCUGGAUCAGCCUUUUUGUCCUCCUCCUAUGUUUUAUGAAAAGAAGGCAAAGCCUUAGCCUGAAAAAGCAUUGAUUCUGAAAUAAUCAGCAAAAUUAUAGAAGGGGAAUAAAAGCCAGUAAAUUUAAAUUGUAAAAGAAGCAUUGAAUCUUUAAGAGGAAAGAUAUCUAGACUAGCUUGAUGAAAAGCAAAAAAUCAUCAAGCACUAAUAAGAUAUGAUAGCUAGGUAGCAUUAAUUACUUCAAUAGUAGUUAGAAGAAUAAAAAUAGAAGACUAUUGAGAUAGAAUAAAAGAGACAAGAUAAAGAUUAUAUAUAGCUAAAUGACAUUGAAAAAAUUAGAGGGCUUGAUCCAAAAGAUAGAUUGAAUGUUUUGGAAUUUCUUGUAAAGGAGCUAAUUUAAUUGAAAGCACUUGAUGUAGCAGGGGAUUCUGAGAGAAGUGGUAAAAAGAGAAGAAGGCGCCAUCGAAGAAGAAGACAUUCAAGCUCAUAUGAUUCAGAGUAUGAUGAUGAGGAUGAUGAAGUAAGGUCUAGUCAAAAGAAAAUUAAAUUCUAAAAGGAAGUAUCCCUAAACAAAAACAAAAAUAGCAAUUAGAAGCAAAAGAAGUCUAAUCUGAAGUCACCAGCAAGUAAUUCUAAUAGACAAAAAUAAAUAAAAGUUCAGGACACUGAGGAAGAUCUGGUUUAUAAGGAUGAAGCUGGUAAAUUAGAAAGCAUUUCAGUCGAUGACAAUGAUUAGGUUGUAUAAUCUUCAAGGAAAGAAUGGGAAGAAGAAUUAACAUCAACAUAAAAUUUGGGUGUGUCUGUUAGUAUGAGGAAUAAAAAUGAUACUUCACUCAGAGUUUCAUAAUAGAAAUAGUAUAUUGAACCAACUGUGAAGCUGAACAAUUUUAUUGCUUUUGAUGCUACUAAGAAUACUAGUGUAAAUAGAUUCACAAGUAUCAAAGAAACUCAUCAAAGAAAGUAAUCUGAAAUAACAGAUGAGUAAAACUAUGAUGAUAAUUAUGACGAUGACUUUGAAAGUCUUUCUAAAAGUCAGGCUGGCUUGUCUGUAUAAUUAUCAGUAAAGAAAAGUCUAAAUAAAAAUACUAAAAAUGAUGAUGAUAGCUAUUCUAAUGAAUUCGAAAGCAUUGGAGAUUCCAAGACCAUUAGCAAUGAAGCCACAGUGAUAUGCUUUAUGUGUAAACAUUAAAUACCAAAGAGUUAAGCUUUGCAGCAUAAUAAAAUUUGCACAAAAGUUUAAAUAGGAGGCAAGGGAAAAAAGAAUUCGAUAUCGAAAGAUGAUAACCCUUCCAUCAAGCAUCAAAGAAAGUACUCACCAAUUAGGGAGGCUGAAGAUGAAGAAGCAUAAAGUAUAAAGAAUUCGUCUAAAGGAUCUAAAAAAGGUGGACCUGGCUCAAGUAGUGGAGAUAACUACAGCAGCUACAGAUAUGAUGAAAGUGAAAGUGUGAGAGGAGGGAAAACUUCUGCCUUAGUUAAGAAAAUUGGAGAGGAAAGAAAGAGUACUGAUUAUAUGAGAGAGUCAUAUAUGUCUAGCAGCAUGAGCACAGAAAAACCAGGUGUUGCUUUAUUCUCAAAAUAAGUGACUGAAUAUAUGAAGAACUCAAAGAAAGAUAAAAAGGAUGAUGAAGAAGAGGAUGAUGAUAGCGAUGAAGAAGACAGUGAUGAGGAAGAUGAUGAAAGUGCUUCUGUAGGUAAAAUAGGAUCUAUUACCUAGAUGUAUGAGAAAUAUAAAAAGAUGCAAGAUAAACUUGCUAAAUUUAAUGUUGGGGAAUUAGAGGAAAGUGCUACAAUUUCAAAAUCAAAUUGA
Messenger RNA from Stylonychia lemnae, 2478 nucleotides. NCBI's taxonomy places the organism in Eukaryota, Ciliophora, Spirotrichea, Sporadotrichida, Oxytrichidae. The record is from the annotation of a GenBank genome assembly.